Pelobates cultripes (western spadefoot toad) is the source of this 18762-nucleotide messenger RNA. The record is from the annotation of a GenBank genome assembly. NCBI's taxonomy places the organism in Eukaryota, Metazoa, Chordata, Amphibia, Anura, Pelobatidae.
GUUUUGUACAGAAAAUAAGUCAGUAAUGAUGGCUCUCCUCCUCCCCCCGCCCAGCCGCUCCUCCCUUCUCCCUACUACUCCGGGGCUCCUGGAAGUUAGUGAGCACAGUGCUGUGCAGCUCCCUCCCGCCCUCCUCCUACCAGCUCGCUCUCCCAUGGCAGAAACAGAGCUCGCCCAAAAGCUCCAGCGCCGCUUGGUGUUAGAGGAUGUUGAGCCCACGGAGGACAGAGCGGAGCCCCCGCCAGAGCCCAACGGAGCAGAGACCGAGGAGAAGGCGGCCACGGCCAGUGCAGACUCCGAGCUCAGUGCCAAGCUGAACAGGAGGCAGGACAUCAACGCGGGCAAUGCUGUGCCCCCUCACCGGUCCACCGUCUUCAACCCCUACACCGAGUUCAAGGAGUUCUCCCGAAAACAGAUCAAGGACAUGGAGGCCAUGUUUCGCAUGUGAGUAAGGGGGAACUUACUUAUAGCUGUCACCCACCUACAGUUCGCAGGUCCCACUAUAUAAUACUGGGCACAUAGCAAUUCUUCAUGAUGAGGGGCUGUACAGGAAAAGGGCUGCCUUGGGCUAUGCAGUAUUCGCAUGCUACAGCAGGCUAACCAUUUAACUCAUUUAACUUUCCCCUGUCUUGAUUACUACUUUCCUCCUUGCAAAUUGUACACAAUUCUGGGCAGAACUUUUCAUGAUGAGUCCAGGAAAAUAAGGUCCAUAAACAUGGGAAGCUAUGCAUGUGGUGAUUUUUUUUUUAUAGAUUUCAAAUCUGUAUAAAAUGUUAUCUAAAAAAUUAUAUUGCAGCAUUAUUUUUUAUUUAAUGACAUAAGUUUCAUGGUUUAGUAAACUGGCACUGUAGAGGCAGGCGUUUUCAUUCUGUGUCCCAGCACAAAGUUUGUCACUGAGAAAUGUUUUGACCUUCAAACAGUAAAUCUACUAUAUAUUAGUGUUUAGCAUAUUGUUAAGUCAUAAACGAAUUUGUGUAGCUCUGAGUUCUGCAAGGGUUAUGCAUAUAGAGCAACUCAGGUGCAAAGUUCUGAAAGUUGAGCAGUCACCAUGGAAACCAGUGGAAUCUUCUUACACAUUGCUCAAGUUUUAGAACUUUGACUCAUUGCUCUUUAAAAAAAACAACAAAAAAAACAACACAAUUGUAGUGCUUUUGGCUAACAUAUUCCUUAGCUGCUACUAUUUUUUUUUUUUCCAUGUAAGCACUAAAUCCUUUUUUAAAAAGGCUUACAUUUUGUUAGAAUCUAGAAUAGCUGCUGAGUCUAUGCUCUAUGGGCAGUGCACUGGGAGCUUGUGCAUGGGUGUUACGCAUGCACAUGUGAAUUGUGGCAUUUUCCUGUACAGUGACAUUAGCAGAACCUGAAAGAGAAUGGCACAGAACAUAGUAACAUGAAUUGUUGAAUAACCAUUCAUGUACCAUUGGUAGGUUUAUUAUAACCAUUAAACUUGCUUGUAAUCAAACCUGGAAAAAGGAGAAAUGAAGGUGUGUGUGUUCUAUGUACUACCCAACAUGUACUUGCAUGUUUUACCAUUCAAAGAAUGCAAUCGCAGACAAGGGACCGUCAGAGUAGCAGUGCAUUUAUGUUCAUGUAUAUGAAUGCCUGUAAAAAAAGAUUAUGUAAAGAAAUUGACAUAAUCUUUUUUACAACUAUAACCACUUCCCUUUAAAAAAAUAAAUAAUAAUAAUAAUAAUAACAAUAAUAAUAAUAAUAAAGUUUAUAACUGCAGCCCAAGUUUCAUUGUGCUUAUCCACAGACCUGAAAAAAUAAUUUGGGGAAAAAAUGUUCCAGCUCCUAAAGUGUUAAAUGCUAAACUUUUGCCUACUGUUUCUUAAGUGGCUAUAAUGCUUCAUCCCUUACCCCAUUAAUGCCACUUCCACUGUUCAUGUUAGAUUUGUUCAUUCUGCAUCCCCCCCCCCCCCAAUAUCCGCUGUGAGCCUUGAUCUUUCACCACAGUCCAGCUGAUUCAUCUAGUUCCUUAUGCUAACACCCAGUCUUGUAACUUCUCAUUAUGAAUCAGUGUAUGCUAGAUCAAUUUAAUUCCUCUUUCAGAACUAUGCUUAUGUGUACAUAACUGGAGCUGGUAGUGUAUCAGCUUCCGAGGAUAGUUGUACUCUUGGCACUAGUGUUGGAUUGUCAUUAUACCUAACUGAUACACUGCCAAAAGGCUUCGUGGAAUAUCUCUAGUUAGGUUCUCUAAGCCUCUUCCCAGGAAAAUACCUGCUUAUAUUAAAGGAACACUAUAGCGUUAAGAAUACAUAUUUGUAUUCCUAACACUAUAGAGCCCUAGUCACCUAAACGGUAACUUAGGGCCCCUUUCGUGGUGAAUAAACGGUUAAUUAACAAUUAUUUUUUGCUUACAUUUUUCCAGCGCCGGGCUCCCUUGGCGCUGGUGACCUCUCCUCCUCCAUCAACGUUGGCUCCCAAGUGUAGCCAAAUGUGCAUGCGCGCGCACAUUCACACCUGCCCAUAGGAAAGCAUUACUCAAUGCUUUCCUAUGGGGAUCUUUUUUGACGCUGGAGGUCCGAGAUGACGUCCAGCGUCAAAUAAGUGCGAUUUAUUCGGUUUAAAUCGCAUAAGCGCUUCUAGUGGCUGUCCGGGAGAAACCUGCUAUGUUUUCAGCUACAGGGUUGGGGGACCUGACACCCAGACCACUUCAUUGAGCUGAAGUGGUCUGGGUUCCUAUAGUGGUCCUUUAAAUAAAUAUACCUAUAUCUAUCUCCUCAUCAAAUACUAAUAACUAUUUAAAUUGGUACUGAAAUAUCUCACAGAGUAAACAUAACAUGCUGAGGAAUUGUGUCCGGCUAACCGAUGUACAGAAUUCUAUGCAUACCAGAUCUAAUAAUAUCGGGUUCUGUAACACAUACAUCCCAAUUGUCACUUUUUCAGAGGGACAGUCCCUAUUUUUGAGUCAUAUCCCUCCGUCCAUCCUUUCUACCCUAAUGUCCCUCUUUUCUAGAAGCUCCAUAAAUUUGGUGUGUAUUGAGUGUUUUAACAGAGCUCUACUGCAAUAACACUCACAGUAAUGUCUUUAAACUACAAUAAAUGUGUAUAUAAAUCAGCCUGUGUAAAUAAGAUACAUUGCUCAUGUUUUUAAAUGACAUUUUAGUUGCAUAAAUUAUUAGUAAGUCAACACGCCUUUGGCCACACCCCUAAAAUUAAUUUGUCCUUCUUUGCCCUUAUGAAAUGUCAGGAGAUAUGUUAACAUGAUGGGUGUUGUUGGGAAAUUGAAUUUUUUUUUUUUUAUACAAUUCACUCUGCCAAAUCCAAGUAUGCUUUAUAAAAGGGAGUCCAAAGGUUAGUGUCGUAGCUGUUGCAGAACCCGUAAAGGCUGGCUCAGCAUCCUACGAGUAAUGGUUAUAAAAUAGCUAGGGGGUAAAUUUUGUCCACCCCACCUGUGUAUAGUUGCACUCACCCACCAACACAAUUUUACUAGCUUGUUGCUCUGUCUUCCAAAUUAUUUAUUUGUUACGGUUGUAUCAAUUCCCUUUUCAUGAUCUAAUUAUUCCAAAGAUCAAAUAUUUUGUGUACCCUGUGUAUCUCUUACUAAAUGACUGGAGGAGGUAACUUAUAAUAUGCGCAUGACCUGUGUGUACAUUAAUCAUAUGAAGAAAAAUGCAAGCAUAUCCAGAUAAAGACAUGUGCUGUUAUGUUAUGUUUUUCUCAUUUUAUGUUGGAGGUGGGUGGAAAUAAUGUUAUUGUAAUAAUCCGCAGCACUGUACAAAAUUAUCUAGAUGACGUAUUUUUUUUUUUGUGACUCCCUAUGGCAAGUUUGUAGAAGUCUGUGUAAAGGAAUCCUAGGAGAGUUAGUAUAUGUAUUAGAAGAAUGUAUGUUGGUUUGAAGUGUGUGGGGGGGAGGCAGACAGUGUGACUGACUGCUUGUUCUCCUUAUGGUUUUAGCUGGGCUGUGGGUGUGUAUGACAGACAGUAAGAGGCUCAGACUCCUUCCCCUGAGCAGAUAUGUAGGACUAUUAGGUCAGUGCGUGUGGGGAAGCCUGGCACUGCUGCUGUGGCCUCCACCCUGUGGAAUAUGGUGCAGGGUGUGCUCCUCCACCGCUGAACACUUGUUGUGCAGCUGUGAGUUUUUUUUUUAUUGACAAUCAGAGCCUUGUGUGUCUCAAGUGCUGUCAGUGUGCUCCAAGGAACAGCUGUUUAACACCAUCAGUGCUGUCUGCGGUGUACAGUUUAUUCUGGAUAUAUAGCAAUUUGGUGUCUCACUGUUUAGUGUUUUGUUUGUUUAAAAUUAAAGGUAUCUAUUUUUGAUGCAGCUACUAUCCCCUGAAACCAAAUUUCAGAGUGACUUGUAGUCAGACACCCUGUAGAACAAGUUUGUAUAUCUUACUUAUACACCACUUUUCAGUGUUUUAAUUAGAAGCAUAAUCUACAUUUUGCCCUCUGGUAAGAAUGUCUGCUCAAUCCGGAUAGUGAAAGUCUAUUUGUAAGAAAGUUGACCUUCUUAUACCUGAACCUUUUUUAUUAUUUUUAUUUAUUUUUCUUUCUGUUGUGUCACGGCAUGCCAGGUAUUAAUUGGUGUCCUUGGAUUGAGGGCAAUUGAAAAAGGUGAUUAAGAUUUGUUUAUAUAAGUUUUCCUGCUAAACAUUAAAUUACUUUAUUUAUUUUUCUCAGAAAUAUCUUUGUUAAAGCUGGUGUUUUUCUGACUUUUGUAGAUAUAAACCAGAAUGGCUGAAAUCACUUCUCUUUGCAGAGCUGGUAAAUACAGCACUCUGUAAUGGCGACUUACGUGGGUGAAUAUUUAGGCAAGGAGGUGAGAACUGUGUAAUAGGAAGUAAGACUAUUAAAGGAGAAGGUAAUGAGAAGGCACGUGUCACAUAGUCGUCCCGUUGCAGUCUGAAUAGCCAAGUUCCUCAUGAAUGAUUUACAAAUAGGACUAUGCACGCAGGCAGUGUAACACACCAGGGUUGAUGUGAAUUAAACUGCCAUUUUAGACUCUGUGUGUGCCUGGUCCUGUCUGUAUAGUAGCACACAAACAUGCCUUACUCAGCGUCAGAAUUCUACAGUUGAAACUUUUGUAAUUGAAAAAUACCACACAGCUAUCUAGCACUCCGAGAGUAAACUUUCUUACAUUAUUUGUUUAUUUUUCUAUUAGUUUGGUCAGCAUAGAUUACCCCACUAGUUUUUUAAAACUGACAGGUCUAUACAACCUUACAAUCCUAAAUGAGUAGGACAUUCCAUUUUGUCAUAGGAUGCUUAGGAGGAGCACUACCGUACGCUGUAGUGGUUAUAGUGCCUGCUGUGCCCUCAGGUUUGAAUCUAAUCUGAGGCUCGCUGGACGCUACUGAGGCUUGGCGUUACUUCCGGAGCACAAACCAAGAGAGGUAUGGUGUGACGAAAUAUUAUUGAAAACCAUUUCCACCUGAAAAUCGGUGGCUAGUAAAUCCAUUGUUAAACACAGAUCUGCACACACCAGUCAAGCCAUAAGACUUGCUUUCCCCACAGAAAACAGCAUUGCUGUUACUACUGCAAGGGAUUCUGGGUGAGCAAAUGUAAAUGAGUUUAAAAAAAAAAAAAAAUAUUUUCCUUGACUCCCUCCUGACCUUACGCAGAACUCUUUGGUGUUUAAAAAAAAUAAAUUUUUUUUUUUUUUUUAAAAAGUAUGAUGUAGAGCAUUUAGUGUGUGCUUAAAGAGCUUGUAUUUACAGAAUCAUGAGUGCAAGGGCACUUGCAUUCCAAAUAUUAACUGUGUUAACCUGCGCUUACCCUUUCAUGUUAUUAUCUUCUUAAUUCAUCUCCUUAAGCCAUUUCUUCUCUUUCCUCUCUGCCUGAGACCCUUAACUUCUCUCUGUGCAAUCUCCUUAUCUCUUGACAUGUCACAACAGUGAGUCUGCAUACCAAGGAGUGCCAGUGAGAGAUGGUGACACAUUCCUGGGCUGCUUUCCCUGCUUACUGUACAGACAAGUCUGAUACAACUAGAUUUGUAGUAAAACCACUAACACCCUUCUUUCCUUAAUAAAAUGUACACAUUGCCCUUAAAGAGACAAAAAAAGGUCAACCCCCAUUAAGAGCUUUUGUGUGCGUGUUUGGUGCUACAAAAACCAUAACAAAACUGGGACAUUUUACAUUCUUUUCCACUUAAAAACAUUUUAUUUUAUUAAACACUAAGUUUUAUUUCUUUGUUUCUAACAAUGUAAAUGUUGUUGUUCUUUUGAAACACCUAUGGCUGCCGAGUGGCACUUGUUCCGUGUGCCUGACUGAAUUAAAGGAACACUCCAAGCACCAUAACCACUACAGUGUGCCAGCAGUUUUAUUUUAUUACUUUGGGUUCACCAGGCACCGUUAACCACCUCUGUAACAGCUGGAAGCUCUCUUCACUGUGCUGGCCCUGCAUAUUGUGGCUUGGUUUAGGAGAAGUUCUCAGCACGAACUUCUGGUUGAUCAUAGAUGUAUCCACCAUAUUUUGUGGGCCACGCAUAAUUUCAUUAUGUUGAUUAGCAGAACAUGAAAAUGCUGCCCUGUAUUAUAGAUAAUGUAUGUGCUGCAGGAUUCCUGAUUGAUUUACUGCCUGCAGCAUGUGACUUCUACAUACUGCAGGGCAGCACUUUCUGUGUGUUGCCUAUCAAUUUGUAUAAAUGUGGUGCGUGUGCUGGAAAACAUGGUGGAUGUGGUGUCCCUGUUUAUAGAGGAAGUAACUGGUGCAUGAUGGACGCUGCGUAUUUAGUUGACCAGUAGUUUGACUGGUUACAUGUAUAGGUGCAAGGGUGACCCUGGCACCGUAACUCUUACAAUAUGCAGCAGUGGUUAUGGUGGUUAGUACUCCUUAUAAUAUCAAUGCUCCCUUUUAAGGUCUGACCAAAUCUCACUUGCAAAAUCUGCAAAUAUUUUUACUGGAGGGGAAUUUGUUUUGGCUUGCAAAAACAGAAUGCAAUGUUUUCCUGAUACAGCAGAAAUGUUUAAAAAUAGUACAAGGGAAUUAUAAGUGCCGAUUCCUGUUAAUAUCUACUUAAAGCAGCACACCGUACCUACCUUUUCACAAUCUCUUCCUCUUUCCUACUUUUUCUUCCUUCUUUAAAAAAAACUAACUAUAAAUAUAAGACCAAGUAUGAACUACUUUUUGUUUCAUGCAUUUUUUUCCCCCCUAAUCCUGACACUUCUACUGCUGUCUAAAAUUGUCAAUCCCCUGGCUGCAGGGAAUUGGCUCUGUCUAUGAAUGAUCCCAUGGUCUUGCAGGACUCUCCAUCAUAGACCUCAAUUUUUAUCUCCCCCACUGGACUAUCAGCUGCAAAAUCACCAUCAGGGGCCUUUUGCAAAUUCUGCGACGUCCCCAGACGGUGAUAGGGUCACUUUAAAGCAUGUCUCCUUGUAAUGAAUGGAUUAAUGCACUCUACAGAAUAUACCCUUUAAAAUAGACUGCAAGAUGAUUAAAGAUUGCUUGCAUGUCUACGUCCUAGUUCCUGACUUUAUUUCCCCUCGAUCUUGUGAUCUGUGCAUUUUCCUACUUGAUCCCUGUGCUUAAUCAUUAAACUGCUAAAGUAAACUGUUUUGAAGCCUGCACACUGCAAAGUACACGCAUGCAUUUCCCUGUCUCCUAAACAGAUAUCUGGUUGGCACCAUGGCUGCUAUGCUUACCAUUCAUUCUGGUUUUCUCCUUUUUAUUUGCACUUUUUAAUAAUGAUCACAAUUGCCAUAUUUGGAGCUUGUUCAAGGAAAAAGUUUUGUAUCCUAAAACUGUAACCCAUCUAGCUUUUGAUUCAGUAUGUCUUCCUUAUGACUGAAUUACAUGCUGAUAUAUGUUCAGUGCCCUCCCCAUGCUAUAACUCUUGUCUAUAAAUGGACUUUGCUGUGCUUCUGGCUGAUACUUCCCUCCUACAAUGACACAAUCCGUUCUUCCCUUUUUCUGUAACCUCUAGCUUAAAAGCAAAAAGUAUUUUUUUUAUUUUUUUUUAUUUAUUUUAAUUUCCUCCCCUUUGCCCUUGCUGUAGCACAGCUACACUAUUUUAGUCUCUGGUCCUAGUUCCCAGAGCACUUGCGCUGUACUACAUUAACUAAAUUUUGAGGCAGUUUCCUGUAAGCAUGACUUAUGGGAUCUGUCCUAUUGGUGCUGCCAGUACAAAAAAUAAUGACCCGUGUGUAGAGAUAUUUAUAGAUGUAUAGAUACAUAACGAUGAAUGAAUGGGGAAAAUAUCAACAAGGAGUUCUUCUGUAGGAUCCCAAAACACCAUUUAUUUGAUUUAUUUCCUGCUAUGUUCUCUAAUGCUAAAUGAUAUUGUUCCACUGCUGCAUGAGAUUAAUAGGAGUUGCACUACUAGGCUGCAAUUAUUUCAGCUGCCGCCAUUGAUUCAGCUCAGGAACAUGCAGAGUUAAAAUAGCAGCAUCUGCCCCUUGGUAGUGUAACUCUCACCAAUCUCUGGCAGAUGGCGACAUGUAGUUCCAAGUUCUGCCAGGCCAGAAUUAAUAAUGUGUUGGUAUGAUCAUGUGGAAGUAUAAACAUUCACUUUAGCAUAUCUGCUUAGACUGGAGGCAGCAUGGACGCCCUACAAAGCAAAGUACAUUUCAAACGGUUCAUAAAUAUUUUGACUGUUUACCAUCGGAUGGUGCCAGGGAACUUCUGACAUCAUAACUACUGUUGAAUCUGUAUAGUGGUUAUGGUACUUUUCAGUCUUAAUUUUUUAAUUUAUUUAUUUUUUUACAUAUUUAACACAAGGUCUUGACAGAAUUAGGAGCAAGCCAAAAUUUACAAAAACUUUAUUAAUCAUGUUGCUCAACUUAUUUUUACAAGAAGCUCCAUAGAUUUAUUCCUUUCUUUGCUACUAAAAUAAAUUAGUAAAAUGUCCUUCUGACUCCUAACUGUCAAGCCCUACACUAGAAUAUUCUUUGAAUAUUGUUGCAUCUGCACAUUCUUUCUGUUGGUUCCUGUGUUCUAUUUGAUACGUGUCGGCCGGUCUGGGAUUAUAAUAGUUGAAGUUCCUCUUCUGCUCCCCUUGUCAUUAUGCUGCUCUGGUCUGAUGACAAGUGAUGGGUUGAACUUUCUGUAGUUUAUCAAUAACAGAGAAGUGUAUUUGUGUAGUUAGUGCUUGUGUGUGUUUUUGAUGUCUGUUCCGUUUCAUUUUAAUUUAUUAUUGUUGUCUCUGUGUAGGUAUGACACUGGGCGGGAUGGUUUCAUUGAUCUGAUGGAGAUGAAGUUGAUGAUGGAGAAACUAGGAGCUCCACAGACACAUCUUGGGUUAAAGAAUAUGAUCAAAGAAGUAGACGAAGACUUUGAUGGAAAGUUGAACUUUCGAGAGGUAAAGCCUCUUCAAUCACUCGGAAGCAACUGUGACUUGUAUAUAAAACAAUGGUUUAUAUAUGUGUAUAUGUUGCAAUUCAUUAAAGGAACACUGUAGAAUCCAUAAUUGCUUUCACAGUGCUUAUGGUGCCUGGAUAUUUUAGGCACCAGGUUCUGCAUCACUGUUAAACCGUUUACUCCCCGUUAAAAUGUUAGUCCAGCCACUAUGACCACUUUAGCGAUUUGACGUGGUGAUUGUGAUAGGAGCACACUGUGCAUCACUGGCCCAGGAAGCACCUCUAGUGGCCAUCUACGCUACCUUUUCUCUGUAAAGAAUAUAGACACCAAAACAACUACAUUAAGCUGUAGUUGUUCUGUUGACUAAAGUGUCAUUUUUAAGUAGAGAUGCUUGGUCACUGGCAGCCUGCAGUGAUGAAUUGGUGAAGGCGGAGCAAUGUUUUACUAAACGCUAUACCUGGGAUAGCAGACAGUGAUAGGCUGAGUGCUCUCAUACAGUCUCUGCCCCUGUCCUUGGUACGGGUUCAGGUGGAAGCAUAACUCUGCUUCUGCCAUAUUAUCAAGGGCAAAGGGAAGCAAGGAAUCUUUAUGAAAUGCUCAUGAAGACAAGGCUAUCAUAAGAUAAAGUAGAGACCGUUUUCUAUUGUGAAUUUUUUUUCUCCACUUGACAAAUAGAGGCGCUAGCGCUGUUAAGCUUUGUCAAUUCCUUAGUCAUCACUUAUGAGAAAAGGUGGGGGAGGCUCUGUGUAGAAGAUCCUGCCAUCUCGCGGAAUCCUCCAUAGAUAUCAGUGUUGUAUUCUCGCACAUGUAGCAAUGAUGUCACCUUCAGGCAGAUAAGGAUGAUGGAGGGACAGGUUUAGGUAAGUAGAGCUCUCUUUUCCUUGCACCCUACGCUUACCUCACUGCAAAUGGCAAAGUCACUAUCUGGGGUCUUGGCAAAAUAUGCAAAGACCCCAGAAGGUGACAGUGUCUUUAAAUAUAUCUGUAAAUCCUUUUCAGACAAACAUCCUGCAAGCUGUACGUCAAAGGUAGAUUAAGAAUACGUGAUGCCCUGAGAACAGGUUCUGCAACAAAAUAGUAAUUCAUCCUUGUUCAUGUUUCAGUCAUAACUGGACUUGCCACAGGAUGGCAUAUUUUUUAUUUUUUAUACCUGCAGUGGGACUCAAAGCGCUUUUCAGCACACGCUCUCGGAAUUAACUAAAUCAGCAGUUGAAUAGUUAUAGAUGUUAUUACCCAAUUAAUGAUGCUCAUUUUAUUGACCUCAGAAGGAUGAAGGGCUAAGCUGCACCUGCCUGGAUUUUAACCUGUGACCUUGCUGUUUUGAACAGGAUUAGUAAUCAGGGAAUUUACACUGUUUUGAAGGCAAGAGCCAAGUUAAUGCAUUGCAACAAAAACAGAGAAUAUUAAAUAAAAGAAACAGGGGACAUAGUUAUGCUCUGAGCAAUAUCAGUUAUUUUUGUACCCUGCUUGUUCUAGCACAAACCAUAAUUAUAACAUGUGUUCCUUAAAUUACAUAUAACCAGGCCCGGACUGGCCAUCGGGCAUACCAGGCAAAUGCCCGGUGGGCCGCGAUGGCCGUGGGGCCGAGGCCGGCAGGGGAUCUCCCCGGCCGGCUCCUGCAGGGCCAGCGCUAUCCGAGUGCCGGCCCUGCUGUGUGCCUCCGUGGGCCGGUGGGGAGAUCAAAGAUCUCCCUCACCGGCCCACAGGCAGGGAGAUGCGGCCGCCAGCAGGAGAGGGAGGGAGGCAGGAGAGAGGACCCGGCGGAGCUCUAACAAGCAGCUCCGCCCGGUCCUCUCGCGGGAUUCUGAGCUUUGCUGUGGUUACCGCAGGUUAGAGUUCACUCUCACCACUGGACCACCAGGGAAUGCAGCAUGGUCCCCCCUCAUGGCACCCCUGGCAGAAGGGAUCUCCUCCUUUUUUUUUUUUUCUUUUUUUUUUAUUGCACUUUAUGGUUUGGCACUUUAAUUGCUGAUUUGUUAUAUGCACAUAUAAGCACUUUAUCAAUAUUUUAUAUUUGUUACAGUGAAUUACACUUUUAGUAAGAGCUACUUUUAAAAGGAAACUACAGGCACCCAGACCACUUCAGCUCAUUAAAAUGGUCUGGGUACAGUGUCUCUGUCCCCCUUGGUCCUGUAAUGUAAAACAUUGCAGUUUUUGAGAAACUACAAUGUUUACAUUGCAGUUCUAAGACACUCUAAUGGGAGUUUACUGGACUCUAGAUCAAUUAAACAAUGACGGGCCGUCCUCGUGCUCUGUAUGAGGAUUUCCAGCAGCAGAGAUAUCCCAAAGGGAAAGCAUAGAUUCAUUGCUUUUAUAUGGGUAGUAAAUGGGGGCCUAUUGUGCUCACUGCGCAUGCACAAUAGGUCUCCUUGUCUGAUGUUGGUGGAGGUGCAUAGGGACAUCAGUGCUGGGAUCUUUAUAUGCCACGCUGGGGGGGAAUCAGUGGGCACUAUAGUGUUAGGAAUACAGCUUUCUAUUCCUAACACUAUAGAAUACCUUUAAGUGCUCCGCUAUCAUAGAACUUAUUUAGCAGUUUUAAAGAUGUUAAAGAAUAUAUCUUGAGCGGCUUAUUCAAUUCUUCAGGAAUGGAUAUAGGAUCAAAUAAAAGCUAAUUAUCUACAAUAAUUGAUGGUGAUUUGUUAUUGAUUUCACUCACUUUACAUUAUGUUCAUUGUUAUGUACAGAAACAAUUAUUAAUAAACUUCUUUUGUGUGUGUCUGUAUAUUUGAUCAUAACGCUUGGAAAAACAAUACAUAGAAAGAGGGCCUGGGCAGUAAUUGCCCAUCAGAAGGAAUAAAUUAAACCAAAAAUGUUAAAUCCAUUUGGAUUAUAUCAGGAUUUAACAUAUUCAGCUUAACUCCUGCAAUAAUCUACCUCAGUAUUGAAGUUCUUCUGUAGUGCAAACAAUGUAGUACAAUACUACAUUUAAUAUCCUCACGUAUAUCCUAUUCCACCACCUGCUUCCUAGGUGACAAAUCCUGUUAGAACAAGUAUGCCUUAUGGUCAGUUUAAGGUAAUAGGGGGUUACACUAAGUUUCACAAAAAAAUGAUUACACCACAAGUUGUUAGACAUGAUUUGUGCAGUGGCUAGAUUCUAAGUGGUUUUUGUAACGAUUUGCAGUUUCUGAGAUCACAAAAGUUGUACAAUUUGCCCCAGUGCCUAAAUAUCUAUGAUGACUAAUCUUUUUAUUGCAAUGUCUGCUCAAUUUUAAAAACCUGUAAAUUGUAUAAAACGGUACCUGAGUCACAGCUGUUCUGUUUUUUUUUUUCUAGAACCAUUUGUGAUCAAGAGAUUAUCAUAUUCAUAGUUCUUCUCACUAGCAUUAUGAAAAGUGUGUGUGUGUGUGUAUACGUCAUACGCACAAAAUAGAAAGUUGCAGCAAAACAUUUUGUCUAUGCAUUGGGUUGAUAGGAUUCCUAACCAGAUUUAAGUUCCACCCUUCAAGGAACAUUCUUUGGCAUCAACACAACUUAAAGGACCACUAUAGGCACCCAGACCACUUCAGCUCAAUGAAGUGGUCUGGGUGCCAGGUCCAUCUCUGGUUAGCCCUGCAGCUGUAAACCUAUAGAAACUGCUAUGUUUACACUAGGGUUAUGCCAGCCUGUAAUGGCUCUCAUUGACAGCCGCUAGAGGCGCUUCCGCGCUUCUCACUUCUCUGAAAAUCACAGUGAGAAGACGCUGACGUCGUGGCGCUGGAGAAAGGUAAGUGUUUGUUUAACCCCUUCAACCCCCUUUAGCCUGGCAAGAGUGAAACCCUGAGGGUGGGGGGACCUAAAGACCCUAUAGUGCCAGGAAAACAAGUUUGUUUUCCUGGCCCUAUAGUGGUCCUUUAGCCCCUUAAGGACCAAACUUCUGGAAUAAAAUGGAAUCAUGACAUGUCAUGUGUCCAUAAGGGGUUAAAGGAACACUGCAUACAUUUUUGUAUAAUAGACAUAACCAUGUAACAACAUAUGCUUAAUAUAUUUGAGUGGAUAUGAAAAAGCUAGUUAGUGGGAGUGGAAGUCCCCAAGAAAUUACUCAUGUUUUCAUGGAUUCUUAUGACUCCUUUGGCUAUAGUAACUAAAGGGGUGAAUACGUUUAUGGUGGGUUGUUUAGACAAAACUAUAGGAAACUGUAAAUAUGGGAGACAGACAUGUUAAUUAAUAAGCAAUAACCAAUGUCAAAGUUUUGACCAAUUGUAUUUAAUUUUUUUUAAACUUCUAUUUUUUUUUUUUUUUUUUAAGACCCGCACCUGGGAUUUUAAAUUAUCCUGAUCUGUUUGUGUGGAUUUUUUUUUUUUUUUUGGGCAGAAUGUCAGUGCAGAAAGAAUCUCUUUCUUAUCCUGGCCAACUAUUGAUAUGCUAACAUGACUUUUCUCUCAGUAGAGGUAUACCGAUGUGGAAGUGCUAGGUGAGCUUCGUGGGAAACGGUUGAGUGUACAAUAGAGCUUCAGUGCUGGAUACGCAGGAUUGUCUGUUUUAUUCAAUAACAGAAAUAACAUGCCAAGCUGACUGGGUUCUUUCCAUGCCAGUUUUAUGAUUGGCGUGUAAGUAGAUAGUGACCAGUUACAAAAAGAGAAACCCUGGCAGAGUAUGUUGUGCGAUUAUGAUUGGAAUUGAUAGAUUUAUGUAUUGUCCACAUAAUUUGUGCUUAUGAAAUAUAUUAGUUACUUUCAACCUUUCAUAUAACAACUGGAUACCCUCCUCAUCCAUUCGCAUCUUGCCUUAUCUUAAUUAAAUCCAAAUUAUAUUUUUUUACAGUAAAUAUGGACCAUAAAUCACUACAAUUAUUAUUUUUUAAUAGCUGCUGUUCUGCAAUAUACAUAUCUUAAAGGGACAUUCCUUGCUGGCAUUGACUCUGUUUUCGUAGAGGAACACUCAAGUACCAAAACCACUACAUCGAGCUGCUGUGGUUAUAAUGCAAAGAGUAUCCUUGCACGCUACCCCUUUUGUGAGUAGUCAAACUGUUUUAGAACAGUUUGGCUCUUUCGGCAAGCAUCGCUCCCCACUUUCUUCUGGUAAAUGCCUAAUUAAAAAAAAAAAAAAAAAGUUUCCACACUAGAGUUUUGGCAGUUUCCACAGCCAUCUCACUAGCCUUGUGGGAUCCUCCGUAGACAUCAUUGUUGUACUCUUGCUCAUUUGCAUAAGACAGUACUUGUAUGUUUUGUAGAGGAAAAGGCACCAGGAGCUGUAAAAAGAAGAAAACUGCUCGCAGGGGACAACUUCAAGCAAGUAUGACCUCUGCUGCACACUGGGGCCACUGCAUCCAAGCAGUGAUGUCACCACCAAAGAUCUUGGCAAAAUAUGCCACGAUCUCCAAAGGUGACUGGUCUGCUUUAAGGAGUUCCAUUAGUGCUAAAUCUUGAUUAGAAUUAAAUUUCAAUCUCUGUGUGAGAGCUCAGUUUCCUCAUGUCUUUAUUAAUUAAUGGAAUACAUUUGUCUUGCAUCAUGCCAUUUUAGAGAAUGUGGUGAUGGAGAAGUAAGAUGUGGGUACAUGCCAUACAAGAUCAUAGAAACCUGUAAUUGUAUCGAAGUGAAAAACUUGGCUUGCAUCUGCAGAGAUUUUUGACAAUUGAUAGUUAUAAUACGUACUCCUUGCACCAUAACCUGUACAAGGAACAUGAGUCGUUCCUGUAACUGGAGUUUUUCUUAAGCCGAAUCAAAGACUGACUAUAGAAUCCUUUUGUAAACAAGCUAGCAUAGUAAGUUAUUUUAUUUUUUUAAUUUUUUUUCUGUCCCACAGUUUUUAUUGAUCUUUCGGAAGGCUGCAGCUGGGGAGCUGGAACAGGACAGUGGUCUGAUGGCUUUGGCUAAACUUUCUGAAAUCGAUGUUUCCACGGAGGGCGUUAAAGGAGCCAAGGACUUCUUUGAAGCUAAGGUAAAUUUGCACACUGGUAUAACGGAAAUUAAAGAGGGUAUUAGAGUUAAAAUGACUGAGCAUUAUUUUGGUAGGAAUUGCUGUUAUUGUCCAGUUUUAACAUAUACAAUCUUUCUGUUAUGUCACCAUAAUCUUUGAGAAGUUUAAAAAAAUUGACAUACUGUUCAGAAACGGUUUGACCCCCAAGUCUUCUCUCCAGUGCUGUGUAGCUCUGACCCUAUUUUUAGCCUCAGACUGCCACGGACAAGGGCACUGCUGAUUGGCUUAGUCAGCUGAUGCUCUAAACCAAUCAGUAGCUCCCCAUUAAUAAAAAAAAUUAAACAAAAUAAAAUAAAAACUGCGUAAGAAACAUUUUUCUCAGUACAUUUUUAUGGUGAGCACUGCUGACACUCCAAGCAAAUCGGUGGCAGCGUUGACUGUGGCAGUCUGAGGCUUCCUGUUUGAAGAAUCUGAGAGCAGCAAAAUGAUGUUAUGAACAGUAUGUCAUGUAAGGCAAUUGUUUUACUGUGAAUAAAAUGAAUUUGAAUGGUUUGACUGCCUAAAGGAAAACUGGCAAAGGGAACCUCCUGGAACCUAGCAACUUCAUUCCAUUGUUGUAAUGGUGCCCGAAGUGUAACAUUAAAUUUGUGUCAUGACAGUGCCACUAAAGAAACUGAUAUAUAACGUAAGUAAAACCAUUUCAUGUCUGAUUUUGAAUACAUCAGUAAAUUUAUAAGUAGAACAUUUUGGUAAAAUUUUACCAGUCUUACCAAUAUUUAUUUAUUGUGCAUCUUGAUUUACAAAACUGAUGCCACCAUAUUACAGCACACUAUUAUGCCAGGAGUUCUCAGGACGGUGUGCUGGUUACCUGUCAAACCUUAAAACGAUUUGGCACUUACUUUAUGUUGGAUUCCAACCAUCCUUCUGGUCUGAGUUGGUUUUAUAAAACAAUCUCAUAGUACUACCAGGUUUAAAUAAUAUUCAUUGGCUUUUAAACAUAUACAUAUGUAGAAUGUAAGAGAACACUCACAAAGCAAUAAAGUGCACAGUUUGUCCUCACUAUGAUGUAAAUGUAAGGCAUUAAAUAUUGCUCUGCCUUCAUCAUUUUAUUCUCAUUUUGUUUUUUUCAAAGUACUUUCUGUCUGCUCUUGCUCUGUGUCUAUUUUAUUGUGACAUCCUGUUUGGGUUAUUUCGCUUUGAUCACAGGUCCAGGCUCUGUCUUCAGCCAGCAAGUUUGAGGCCGAGAUCCGAGCUGAGCAAGACGAGAGGAAGCGUCAGGAGGAAGAGAAGAAAAACCGCAGAGCUGCCUUUAAAGAGCUGAAGUCUGCAUUUAAUUAGUAGCUGACCACUUCAUGAUACAGAAAGGCUUGCACCCAAACUACCUGCCCUAGUCCUCUUAUCCAGGAUACACAGAGAGGCCCUGUAGCAUAGCUGGUCAACUGUGGACAAAGUUGUUGUUGAAAUACAACUCUCAGGAACUGAGAGCAUGGCUGACUGUACUGAGAGUUGUAGUGCAGCAACAGCAGAAGGGCACUAGCUGGCCAGUAUGUCCUUUAAACUUAAUGCAUGUCCCUGACAAGGCAGCAGACUAAACACCUACAGUUUAAUAAUAAGUAGUGGACAGAUAUUGGGUCUUGCCGCAUUGAAUUACAUGAAGAUCUAACUGCCUUCUGACCAGCAGUCCUAUUUUCUUGUCUAAAGUGUCUGGCCAUUCCAUGUCCCCUCUUUUUAAUGAUUUCUGGAAGCAUAGCAUUGAUUUUUGUUGUGUGGGCUUUACUCCCCUUAUUUUAGCCAUUAUGGAGAGCAAAACAAAAGUACAGCAAUGAGAAGCAUAUAGGCGAUCGAAUGUUUCAAGCAUUUGCAUUCCGAUAUCAACAAUGUCGGUUAGUUUGCUUCCAUGAAAGUUUUUUUUAUUUUUUUUUUAUUUUUUUGCCUUACAUUUUUUUUGUCCGACUCACAUGCCUGCUGAAAAUGUUUCAAUGUAGAAUUGAUUUUGAUUACAACAUUUGCAAAAGCUUUAACUUUGCACAGAUUACAUGGGCAUCUUUAGGAACUGCACCUCUUAAACAUUCCUUCUGCAGAGCCCUGACCGCUGCCCGUUCUUGGUUCAAUAGAUUUUGAUUUUAUAUUUUUCUCCAUGCAGUCGGUAAGCAGAGAGAGCUAGGGCAGAAUAGAGUACGUAUUGAAAACCUUCCCUUUGUUUGAAUAUCAUAAAAGCCAGUGUUUGGCUAUAUUUUUAAUACAGUUUCUGGAUGAUCUGUUGUCGUAGGGCACCUGCAGCCUAUAUGUGUUUUUGAAAGUAUUCUAUGCCAUCCGACUGCGGUUGCCCCUUCAAUACAUAAAGACACAUUAAUGCGACCAUCUGUGUUCGAUAAGGUUGAAAGCUGCCGUGUUGACGCUUGGACAUAGUCCCUAUAAUUUUAAUUAUGAAAGAGUAUGAGUGAAAAAAAACCCUGUAUAUAACUUGAUACAGAAUAUAUUUAUAUGAUUGAUUAGUAUUCUGUGACCGGAGAGUAUACACCGUGUCUGAAAGACAUGCAACUCUGUGCAAAAUGAGUAUCCCCAAGCAAUGCUGAUUGAUUCCAGUCCGUGUUGAUGAACUAGUGCUAUUCUGUACAGCUAUUUUAUACUCCAGUAGCCCUGCUCGUUUAACAUGGGGCUAGAUUGUCUUAAAUUAUACACUGAGCAGGCAAUAUUGUGGAGAGGGAGAGUGAAUGGUCGUGUUUUGUUGAUGGAUGUACAAGUCCCCCCCCCCCCUCAAUCAAUGAAGGGAUUGAUGAUCUUGGUACUUUUAGAUGUUAAUAAUUAUUGCUCCUUUCCAGGGGGUAAUGUCCCUAAUUUCUGUAAUAGAAUGUUCCGCACUUCCUUGCACACUGGGGAAAUCAUCCAAUCUUCUACAUUUCUGUUGGCUGCUGUCUUUAUAUAUGUUUUUUUUAAAUAUAUUAUUAAAGUAAUAAACAUUUUACUAAUAUUUCUUUAUAAUCCCUGCUUUCGUGUGUGUUUAUUUAUUUUUUUCACUCGUUAGUUUGUUCCCAGUCUUGGUAAUUGUGCUGGCAGUCCAGUUAUCCUUUUUUUACCUUUUUAAUGAACUAAGGAAAUGAUUACUGAGGAUUUAUAACAUGUUAGGUGUGUAGGAAACUCUCUCAGUCUACAUGGCACUGAAACCAGUUUGUAGAGAUAAAAUUCAAUUCUUCAUCUACUUACUCAUCCAUUACCUUCCUCCAGAAAAUGAAUGAAUGUCUGCAUAUGUAUAUAUCUAAAUUGAGUAAAAUACCACUAUCUUCCAUCAGUGCAUAGAGAACUAACUAUAAAGAUGGUGUUUUCAGUUCUGUAACCCUCAUUUGUACAUUUGAGAUGCAUUAUGCUGUUUUUUUUGUUUUUGUUUUUUUUUUUAAAGGAGUGGGCAAUCAGCUAUGUAGUAUGUAAGCAAUAAAAACACUGGUGUACUAUUUUGUAUCCACCAUUUACAGUCUUCAUUCAUGGAAAAUAUACAUAUACUGCGUUUUACAUAAAGUAGUGGAAAUAAAUUGGUCAUGCCAAGUAAAGUGGCAUAAUUAGUCGUAUGCAAAACGAAAGACCACACAAUGUUUUAGCACUUGGUUGUCCGUAGUGCUUUAUAGGCCUGAACCCUUCAGAGUUUCUAGGCUUUGAUAUAUUACUGGAUCACUUCAUCUGUGCGUGUACACUUCUG